AUGACUAUCUUGAUAGUAAAUCCGGGAACGAUAUCAUGGAAGCUGUUUCAGGCGAUGAUCAAGAUCCCAGUCAACAUGCCAAUAAAAAGAAACGCUACCAUCGCCAUACUCAGCUUCAAAUCCAGGAAAUGGAAGCGUGAGUUAUUCUUUUACCCUAAUCUUGAAUAUCUCAUUUUUGUUGGUUUCACUCUAAUGGGUGUGGUUCGAACCCAGCUCAGGUUUUUCAAAGAGUACCCCCAUCUCGAUGAUAAGCAAAGAAAGGAACUUGGAAGAAGACUAUCCUUGGAGCCUUUGCAGGCUCAACAUGAACGCUUUGAUAACUCUAAGCUAAGGAAUGAAAAUGAAAAGCUCCAGGCAGAGAACGUACGGUACAAGGAAGCCCUUGCAAACGCCAUGUGUCCUAACUGUGGAGGCCCAACUGCUAAUGGUGAGAUGUAUUUUGAUGAACAACAGUUGAAGAUUGAAAAUGCUCGUCUACGAGAAGAGAUUGAUAGGAUAUCAGGAAUUGCUGCCAAGUAUAUUGGCAAGCCAAUGCUCUCUAACCCUGAUGCAUCGUCUCAAGGACCCCUUCGCUCACUUGAAUUACCUGUGGCUAGUUUUAGUCCACAACAAGGGAUAGUAGGCGAGAUGUUUGGUGAAAACGACCUUCUUCAGUCCUUAGCUGGCCCUACUGAGACUGAGAAACCUAUUAUCAUUGAUCUAGCUGUUACAGCCAUGGAGGAACUAGUUAGAAAGGCUCAGGUUUGCGAGCCCUUGUGGGUUCCAACAUCAAAUAACUCUCAUGAGAUUUUAAGCGAAGAUGAGUAUGUGCGGUCAUUUCCUAGAGGCAUUGGACCGAAACUAAUGGGAUUCAAAUCUGAAGCUUCAAGAGAAUCGAUGGUCGUCAGCAUGAAUCAUAUGACUGUUGUGGAAAUUCUAAUGGAUGUGCAUCAAUGGUCAAAUGUGUUUUCUGGCAUUGUUUCAAGAGCAAUGACUUUAGAAGUGCUUUCAACCGGAGUGGCUGGUAAUUAUAAUGGAGCUCUUCAAGUGGUAAGAAAUAAGUCAUCAAAUGUCUUGUGGAUCUACUGCAAUAAUUCAAUUGAUUCUAGAUAUUUUUAG
This is a messenger RNA of Lactuca saligna, 1098 nucleotides long. Lineage: Eukaryota; Viridiplantae; Streptophyta; Magnoliopsida; Asterales; Asteraceae. The record is from the annotation of a GenBank genome assembly.